Messenger RNA from Trichechus manatus latirostris (Florida manatee), 2414 nucleotides. Its product is annotated as pantetheinase-like. Gene Ontology annotation, molecular function: pantetheine hydrolase activity. Lineage: Eukaryota; Metazoa; Chordata; Mammalia; Sirenia; Trichechidae. Gene Ontology annotation, biological process: pantothenate metabolic process. The record is from RefSeq and is a predicted model, not a curated record.
AAUCAAACAUUAAUCUAGGUGCUGUAGUGAAGGUAUUUUUAUAGCUGUGAUUAACAUCCUCAGUAGGUUGAUUUUAAGUAAAGGAGUUAACGCUCAAUAAUGUGGGUGGGCUUUAUACAAUCAGUUGGCAGACCUUAAAGGAAAUAGCGAAGUUACCCGGUGAAAACAGUAUUCUACCUCAAGACUGUAACACUACCUCCUGCAGAGAUGAGUUUCCAGCCUGCCGUUUGCCCUACAGAUUUUGAACUCAAGACCAUAACAUCAGUCCCUGCCUCAGUUUCCAGCCUGCAGGCCUACUCUACACAUUUUGGACUUGCCAUCCUCCAUAACUGGGAGUCUCUGUUUUUUCAGCAAUCAUUGGGCAUCAGCAUGAUCGCUUCUCAGUUGAUGGCUUAUGUGGCAUUUUUGGCUUUCUGCAUCUUAGAAGUCAGUGCCGUGGAAACUUUUAUUGCAGCUGUUUAUGAACAUGUAGAGAUAUUGCCUAGUAGCCUAAAACCAACAUCUCGUGAAGAGGCACUGGCAUUAAUGAACCAAAAUCUGGAUGUUUUGGAGGGAGCCAUCACAUCAGCAGCAAAGCAGGAUGCACAUAUUAUUGUGACUUCAGAAUAUGGUAUUUAUGGCACUAACUUCGUCAUCAGGGAAGAUAUCUACCUAUACUUGGAGAAUAUCCCAGACCCUCAAGUGAACUGGAUACCUCGUAAUGACCCCAACAGAUUUGGCCACCCACCAGUGCAAGAAAGACUCAGCUGCUUGGCCAAGAAGAACUCUAUCUACGUUGUGGCAAAUAUUGGGGACAAGAAGCUAUGCGAUGCCAGUGACCCUCAGUGACCCACUGAUGGCUGUUACCAAUACAACACUGAUGUGGUGUUUGAUUCUGAAGGGAGAUUGGUGGCACGCUAUCAUAAGCAAAACCUUUCUGUUGGCAAAGAUCUAUUCAAUUCACCCGAAAAGCCUGAGUUUGUGACUUUCAACACCACCUUCGGGAGGUUUGGCAUUUUCACCUGCUUUGAUAUACUUUUCCAUGAUCCUGCUGUGACCCUGGUAAAAGAUUUCCAUGUGGACACCAUACUCUUCUCGACGGCUUGGGUGAAUAUUUUGCCACAUGUAUCAGCUGUUGAAUUCCACUCUGCUUGGGCUGUGUGCAUGGGGGUCAAUUUCCUUGCAGCUAAAAUACAUAACCCCCAGAUGAAAAUGACAGAAAGUAGCAUCUAUGCACCAGAUUCUCCGAGAGCUUUUCAUUAUGAUAUGAAGACAGAGGAGGGAAAAAUCCUUCUCUCCCAACUGGAUUCCCAUCCAUACAGCUGUGUGGUGAAUUGGUCUUCUUAUGCCAGCAGUAUAGAAGCACACUCAAUGGGAAACCAGGAAUUUGAAGGCACUGUUUUUUUUGAUGCUUUCUCCUUUGUGGAGCUCAAAGGAGUCACAGGAAAUUAUACAGUUUGUCACAGAGACCACUGUUGUCAUCUAAGCUACAAGAUGUCUGAGAAGGGAUCAGAUCAAGUUUAUGCCCUCGGGGUGUUUGAUGGACUACACACUGUUCUAGGAAACUUUUAUCUACAUAUUUGUACCAUGUUGAAGUGUGGAACAACUAACUUAAAAACCUGUGGUGAGUCAGUUGAAGCAGCUUCCACCAGGUUUGAAAUGUUCUCUCUCAGUGGUACUUUUGGAACCCAGUAUGUCUUCCCUGAAGUGUUGCUGAGUGAAGUUCAGCUUGCACCUGGAGAAUUUCAGGUGUCAAGUGAUGGACGCUUGUUUAGCCUGAAGCCGACAUCUGGACCUGUCUUAACAGUGACUUUGUUUGGGAGGUGGUAUGAGAAGGACUGGACAUCAAAUGUUUCAUCAGAGUUCAGGGCACAAGCACUAAGAAUGAUGAAAAUAGCUGUAACAAUUAUUAUAUUAGCUAUAAUAACUACUUUUUUAAAAAUAAUCUUUUAAAGGUGGAUGUUAGAGAAAACAAGAAUGAGUCUGGACUUUUUGAUAAUCCUGGUCUCUGGUGUAAGUGAAUUAUCAGUCAAACACACACACACACCCUUCUGAUAAUACAAACCAGAUAAAUUGUAUGAAUAUUUUGAAAGAUAAUAUCUGUAAAAUUACAAAAACAAUUGUACUCACUUCUGAGGUUUUUUUAAUGAUAAUUAAAUAAGUUAAUAUAUUUAAAGUGUUUAGACAAGUUCCUGGCUCUUGGAAAGCAUUCCCUGUGUAUUAGCUAUUACAAUUAAAUGUGACUAUAACAAGAAAACCAAUUGUGAUGUAUUUUUUUCUAAAAUCAUAUCACUUCUGAUUGUUUAAAGUACAUAUAUUUUUAUGUGAUUCAGCCACCCAACAUAUUUCAAUUAGAAAUCAAUAAACUCACCAGAUCUACUGGCCUGACAGAGACUGGAGAAACUCUGAGAGUAUGGCUCUUGGACACUUUUUAG